Molecule: messenger RNA, 3315 nt
Organism: Nicrophorus vespilloides
Lineage: Eukaryota; Metazoa; Arthropoda; Insecta; Coleoptera; Silphidae
Product: importin-9-like
Exons: 9
Coding region: 293-3283 (996 amino acids)
Biological process (GO): protein import into nucleus
Cellular component (GO): nuclear envelope; cytosol
Molecular function (GO): small GTPase binding
Source: RefSeq, a predicted model, not a curated record
GGAAGAAAUUCAAAAGGUUUGGGCAAACAACUUGAGACGACUAAGAUGACUCCUGAUGGUGGAUGGAUGAACUAAAAACAGUUGAAGAAGCGUCGGUUAGCGGAAGUUGUCAUUGCUUUGGUGAAGAGUGGUGAAGAGCGUUAAGGUUAGUCACAAAUACAAUUGUAUAUAUAGAGUGUUUCGGAAUGAUAUUUACGCAUUUGAAGUCAUUUCUGAUUGCUGUUCUUCAUCUUCUUUGAUCAUUUAUGAGGUUAAUUUUGUGCCGUGCAAUAAAAACAAACAAUUCGGAAAGAUGACGGAGAAGAAUAUUAAAAAUAACAUUCUGACUGUGAUUAGUGGCCUUAUGUGUGAUGAGUCUGAUUUACGGAAAGUAUCAGAGGAUAGGAGGAAAGCAUUGGAGUUUACUGAAGAAUAUCCUAUUCAGCUUAUUGACAUCAUGAUGGACUUUGGGGAGCAUAUUGAGGAACGUCUCAUGAGCAGCAUACUAUUAAAACAAUACAUUGUUGCUUAUUGGCCCUCCGAGGACAAAUCUCUAGGACUGCCAGUUGUCUCUCCAGACACCAAAGAGAAGAUAAAAAAGUUUUUACCGGUAGGUAUUGGUGAUAGUAAUAGACAGCUUAGGCAAUCCACGGCACACAUCAUGGCACACAUAGCUGCCUUGGAUUAUCCGGAUAGGUGGCCAAACAUGAUGAACUUAGUCCAACAGAUGCUACAAUCGGCUAGUACGGAGGUAAUUGAAGGUGCAGUACUCUUCCUUAAAGAAUGCUUGCCUUAUGAUAUAGUCAAACAAUUGGGACCUACUUUAUUCAACUGCCUAUAUGAGAUUUUGGGAAAUGAAAAAUACUCAACUUAUGUAAGGGCAACUGUGAUCUCUCUGAUUUCUAUAUUCCUAUUGACUGAUCUGGAGAAAACUGAUAAUCGCCAGAAUGAACAGAUCCUAAUUGAAGCAAGCAAAAAGUUCUGUGGUCUGCUUGCAUAUCAAUUGAAUCAGCCAUAUUGUGAGCAAAGUGACUUUCAUCUGAAAUCUGAGAUUAUUGGUGGAGCUUUCAUCCAAUUUCUUUAUUGUGAGAAGGCUGGCGAAACCGCACAGUUGAUAAUGUCCACUCUACCUAUAAUAUGGGAGAUUCUGAGCAAAUGCGCUACUGAAUAUGUGCAGAUCAUCAGUAACUCUAAAGCAUUACCAAUUGACGCCGACGAGGAUCAACAUUAUCCUAAAUAUUUUAUGAAGUUGGUGAACAACAUUUUUGUGCUUGUACAGAUAAUUGUCUCUGAUAACAACAUGUGCAAGCAGUUGUCCCCAAUUCUAUCGGACAUAUUUUAUUCGAUUAUGAUUUUCAUGAGCAUUACACCUGCCCUGGAGCAGGAAUUCAUUGAAGACGAACAUAGCUACUGUGCAGAUGAAUUCAACAAUAUGGUUAAUAAUAACUUACGAACUGAUUUGAAGACAUUGUUAAGCAUAUUAAUGUCGCAUUUGCCUUCUGACAAGAUUUUGGUUGACUUAUCUAUAGCUAUAAAUAAAAUACUUGGCGGUUGCUAUGAGAUUAAACCCAACGAUUCUUUAAAUUGGAGAGUUAACGAGAGCGUGAUGUGCACUAUUAGCUGCCUCAGCGAUGUCUUUAAAUCGCGAACUGAUCAUCAUGAAUCUUUCAACAUUUACUUGUAUUUGAGAAACGCGUCUCUCAUUGUCCUAGAAUGCAGGAAUGUUAUCCUUUUGGCAAGGAUUAUGUUAGUCGUUGGUAGAUUUUCUUGCUGCAUGUCUUCUGAGCAAGUCGUUGAACAUUUGAGUGCGAUCUGCGUUCAUUUGAGAAGCAGCGAUCAUAUUUUACGGAAUGCAGCCAUUAGGGCGUUGAACUACCACUGCCAAAGAAUUAGUAAUCUUAGAGGAAACUGUUCUCAACAUGGAUCCGAGGACAUGCAAAAGCAACAUUUACAGGCAUUUGCGAAUGUCUUUAAUUCUCUUUUGGACAGUUUGAUUAAUGUUGCUGCCUACCUGAACCCCAUGAUUUUUGGGACUACGAUUAGAAACAUAUGCGAUAUUACUAAUAUGAAUCAAGAUAUGACUGCAAACUUCGCUAAUAGAUUGGUACCAUUUAUUUUAAAUACUGUUGCUAAGAAUACUCAAAAUGCUGUGAUAAUAAAUAGGUGUAAAGAAUUAAUCGUAGGUUUAAGCAAGAACCAGAUUGUUGCGGAAUAUAUACAGUCAUCUCUAAUGGCGCCGCUCAUCGAGAUGAUCUCCUUUCCCAAUGGGAAUACACACUUGGAUAGGACUGAAUCACAAUCCGUCGCUUUGUACGUGCUCAGUAUUAUCAUCGAGAACGCUCAUUCGGAGACCAUACGUCAUGCCUUGUUCAUGCAGGGUUAUAUGGUAGUGAUCAAGACUGUGAACUCAUUGGAUGACUUGGUGAUCACCGAGAUGGGCACCAGAUGCAUCUGCAUGUACCUGAUUAAAUGCCAAACGCAGUUGGCAAUGUUCGCGCAAGCCGACGUUGAUAACUUGAUGAACGUCAUCUACAGAUUACUGGAACCAACUAGAGAUGAGUUCGCUUGUAAACACAUCGAUAAGUUGAUCAUUUGUGCCUUCAGAGCACUGUCUGAGCAAACAGCCAGAUGCAACGAAAUGCUCAUCAAGAGUAUUUUGAGCAAGCUCAAUUUUUCGCAAUCCUUAGAGAUUCGGGAGAGCUUCAGCAUUAUAUUUCUCCAUUACUUGUACUAUGACAAUGAGGUUAUCCUAUCUCUGCUGAACAAAGUACCUGGACCAACCGGCGGAAGUGCAUUAAGUUACAUUAUCAAGUUGAUCGUCAGCUUUAAGUAUGUCAGAUCUAUGUACGGGAAAUACUUACAUAUGUUAGUGUUGUGCAAAAUACUCGAGAACACCGUCAUGAGGAAGGACAGCCGAAUUAUUGAUUUGACGAUCUCCGAUCAGCAAGAAAGUGGCAUUAAAGAAGUUCCAAUUCUAUCCUACAUUUUCCGCUAUUUAGCAGAAAAAUAUGUAACUCUGAAGAAAGACCAGAACAACCAACCUGAUGAAGAUAGUGAAGAGUACGAGGAUGGUGAGGACGCCGAGGUAGAGGAUGAGACCGAAGCGGAUCCGUUCGUCGACCUGUGCAGCGUGUCCAGGGAGCAGAUCAACCAGAAGCUCGUCGAGGAAUAUUUGGUGAACUACAUGAGGAACUUCUCAGGGCACGAGAGCUUCAAAGAACUAGCAGAUACAUCCCUAAACGACGAGCAGAGGCAAACAUUGUACAGUCAAUUAUUCGAAGCGCUUCCUGUUUCAUAUUACUAGCGUUGCACGUGAGCACAUCUAAAGAAAAGAAA